CUUUACCAUUGAAACCGCGAGACAGCCAAGGAAGUCUAAUAUGUCUUGUUUAUAAGGAUUUAAAUAACUACCCUGCCUUAGAAUUCUUUAUAAGUAAAUAAAAUGGCCACCGAUGGAGGGGGCAAACUUAAGCCAAAGCGUUCUCAACCGGCACAAAAACCCUAUGAGAGAAGAAAGUCAUUGUACAAGAAAGUUACAGAUACAGUAAAGGAUUUAUUGUCACCCUCCUGGUUAACCGAUAUAGUUUCAACUGUAAAGAAGUCACCACCAAAACAGAAUUAUCCCAGUACAUUAGACGAAGAUGAAGAUGAAAUGUUUAUGAGUCCACCGCAGUCACCAAAUCAGGUGAAUUCUUACAGUGGGCCUCCAAGAAUUGCAUCUCAGUUAGAAAAUAAACUACCGGCUCCUCAGCCUAAACGAUCUAGAGUGCCAGUACCUUCAGUUUCCCUGAAUAAUCCGGCUUUUGGUUCUUCAACUUCUCAUCCAGGUGGAAGUUUUAGUUCGUCGCAGUUACCGUUAUCAAGAUAUGGUACUAGUACUAAUAACCCUAGUACCAGUACAAAUAGAAAUGUUGUUACAAGGUCACCUAUACAUGAUAAUGUAUCUCAUUUAGCCACUGGUUAUUCGUUUGAGCAACAGACCAAUCUGUUAAAUUUAAAUGAAAAGGAAUUACAGCAAAUAAAAGAUAACCUGUCUACAGGUCAAACUAAAUCCACAUCAGAUUCAGAAGAUCAACAUUCUAGGACAAUGGCUAGAAAUACUAGUUUAAAAACUGAUGGCUCAUCACAAAGAGCUAGAGUUUGGCAGAAUGAAGUGUGUCAACCAAUACGGCCAAUAGAACCUGUUGUUACUGACAAACCCUCUUUUAAAGCCUCAUUAUUUGGUUCACCUGUUAUAGAUACAAGUUUACUGGGUGAUGAUGUGUUAAAUCAAUCAUCUUUUUAUCCUGGUAAAACUACAUUUGGAGGAUCGUCAUCUGUCAGAAACAGAAGUCGUUUAAAUGUUACAGCUCCAUAUCAGACUGCUUUACCAAUACGCAAACAUAUGACACCAAAAUUAGCCAAUAACUCUUUCAGUGCUGUUACAAGUUCAUCUGCCAGAAGAAUUUUAGAAUCGUUAGAAAGAAUGUCCACACCAUUAUCGGAUGUGAAAAAGAUUCCUAUGGAAGUUCCUUCUGUCUCGGACUCUUUGUUUUCCUUUACGCCAUCAAGUUACAGACGGCAGUCCCGGUCUUUCCAACCAUCUGUUUUAUCACGAAGAUCUCUUGAUGUCCCUAUAAGAAGUGGCCCACCCACUAGUCAAAUAAGAACACAUUCUAUAGCUUCUAUAUCUAGAAAUAGACAGACAGUAACAUCCACACCAAUAUCUAGUAGAAAAGUCUCUUUGACACAAGAAGAUUCAAAUGAAACACAAGAAGCUUCAAAAAGAAAAGAAGAUAAUGAUGGCAUAUCAGCACAAUUGCCAAGAGACAAAUUGUAUGAAACACCCUCAUCUUCAUCGUGGGGUGCAGGUGGAGGUAAAAUGAAACGAGAUAAAACACAUCAUUAUUCCAGUAAAAGGCCAGAAGAUGAUGAUAUUAUGGAGAUUCCCAGUUUAAAGGCUGAUUUUACAUUACCUGUUUCCAACUUACCUCAAAUACAUUUUACAGCUACACCUAUUGUUAAAGUUGAUGAUGAUAUGGCCAAAUGUAUAUCUGAAACUAAUAAAGGAGAAUUAAAAUUUUCUUUCUCCUCACCAGUACAUCAAUCACAGACACCUGUCAAUGUGGAAUCACCCGGUAGUAAUGUCAAAAGUUUUACAUUUAGUUCACCUUUAAAAGCUGAUGAUAAAAGUAAAGAUGCUCAACCAUCAACAGUGGCAUUUACUUUUAUGUCAACACCAACUACGGCCCCUAAACUUAAAACUACAUCUGUGUUAGGUAAUGGAGGUGUUGAUUGUAAGUCCAAUCAGUUGUCAUCAAAAACUGAGAUGAACAAGUCCAACUUGGCGAAUUUUACUUCUAAAAGUGACAGCUUUAAAUCAUCACCUGUGUUGAAAUCUGGAAGUGUUAUGGAUAUUUUGGGUAAUGGAUCAUCACCUAAGACGUUAAAGCAGGGAAGUGUGAUGGAUAUAUUAGGAAAAAAUUCGACAACUUCACCAGUUUCCACUUUAAAAGAAGGAAGUGUCAUGGACAUUCAAAAUAAAAAGGACAAAAAUACAGUUGAACCAGAAUUCAGGAAAGCCGAUACAGUAAAAAUUACAGCAACAGAGGGAACAAUUACAGGAAAUAAAGAAUCAUUAUCAUCACUAUUUUCUAAACCAUCUGGAGCAUGGUCAUGUGAUAUCUGUAUGGUACAAAAUAAUCCUGAUAAAACAAAAUGUGCUGCAUGCGAGGCCCCAAGACCUGGUUCCAAACCACCAGUGGGAUCAAUUACAGGAAAUAAAGAAUCAUUAUCAUCACUAUUUUCUAAACCAUCUGGAGCAUGGUCAUGUGAUAUCUGUAUGGUACAAAAUAAUCCUGAUAAAACAAAAUGUGCUGCAUGCGAGACCCCAAGACCUGGUUCCAAACCAUCAGUGACACAAGCUACAAGUUUGUCAGUAUUAUUUAAGAAAGAAGAAGGUUCAUGGGAUUGUAAUGUAUGUUUAGUUCAGAAUAAAGCAGAUGUUACAAAGUGUAUAUCUUGUGAAACACCUAAACCAGGCGCCAAAAGUACAGAAGGAAAUAGUAAUACAUUAUCAUCAGGUAUUAAAUUUGGAUCAAGUGGUGCUGGUACAAUCACAGAUUCUGGUUUUAAAAUUAAUACAGUUGAUUCAAAUAAAACAAAUACUAGUGCCUGUGGUUUUAAAUUUGGAUCAACAGACUCGACCACACCUGUGACAACGGGAGGAUUUAAAUUUACGGACAGCCAAUCUUCAGAUAAAGUUUCUUUUGCAACUGAUAAUAAACUGUCUGAUAAAACAACAACUGGAUUCAGUUUUGGUUCUAAGGACACCACCAGUUCAAAUCCGAAAACAGACACUGGAUUUGCUUUUGGUAAUCCUAAAUCAUCUGGUGAGCAGAAGUCUGAAACAGGUUUUACGUUCGGUAAUCCCAAAGCCUCUGGUGGGGAAAAAUCAGAGACCGGCUUUAAUUUUGGAAUUGCGAAAUCUACUGAUGAAGGUCAAGCAGGAAGUGGUUUUAGUUUUAGUCCCCCAGCCUCAUCUGAUAAUAAAACUGAUAAUAUGGCAUUUGGCCAAACAAAGACAGAUGAUGUUAAUGUGUCUAGUGGUUUUAGUUUAGGUGCUCAAUCAAACUCUAUAUUUGGUGGUAAUACAAAUUUGGAAAAGGGCUUUCAGUUUAAUCAGCCCUUGAAAACUGCGGAUAAUUCUAACUCUUCCCAAACAAAUACAAACGGUCAGUCAUCUACUGGAGGCUUUGUGUUUGGAGCUUCAGAUUCUAAGAAUAAAAUUCAAGAAACAAACAAUAAUAAUUUAGUGAAAGAUAAAAGUGUAGAAAUAAAAAGUGGUUUUAGUUUUGGACAAUCAGCACCAUCUAGUGUUGGAGGUUUUAAUAUGGGGUCGAAUUCUGUUUUAGGUGAUAGUCAGCAAAAGUUACCGAAUGAUUUUACAUUUGGUGGAUCAACAACUAAUACAAAUACAGGAGGAUUAGGUGUUUUUUCUUCUGCACCGACUGGUAAUCUUACAAAUACAAAUAAUACAAGCUUUACUUCAUCUAAACGUACUAUUGAUGAUGAUAGUGAUGAACCAAAAGCCAAGAAAUCAUUUGUAUUUGGUGCAUCUUCCUCAACAGCACCCAAUGGUCCUUUUGAUUCUAAGCCUACAGUAGCAGUUCAACCAGAAACCAAGAAUACUGCAGGACCUGUAUUUAAUUUUAGUGCUAACUCAACACAACAGCCAAAUAAUACAGGAUUUAAUUUUGGUGUUUCCACUCCUAAUGUGCCAGUUUUUAAAGCAGUAACCAAGAAGAUAGAGAAACAAUCUGACUCAUUAUUUACAUUUGGUGGUGGUGGUGUUGGAAAUAACAGCCAGUCUUUUGGUAACACAAGUAAUAAUUUCUCUGGUGCGCCUGCAGCUUUUGGUAGUUCCAGUUUUGGUGGCAAUGGUUCUACAUCAGGAUCAACAAUUGGAUCAACACAAGCAACCAAUGCACCAGCAUUUGGUGCCAGUAGUGCCACACCUGCUUUUGGUGCUUCUGGCCAAACUUCAGCAUUUGGCAAUUCAUCUAAUGCAGGAUUCCAGUUUAGUGCCACACCCAAUCUAAGCUUUACUGGAAAUAGUGGUAGUUCAACUUUCCAAUUCAGUGGAAAAUCUAACGAAUCAGGCAAUGCUACAACAGCCCAAACACCACAAACCCCAGCUUUUGCUUUUGGUGGUCCAGGACCAGCAGCUGUUGCACCUACAACUUCAUUUACUGCACCAAAUUUUGGUACCCCAGGUCAGCCUGGUAGUUUUAAUAUUGGGGCUGGAGCUACAGAUAGAAAAAUAAAGAAAGCAGUCAGAAGAAAACGGUAGAAUUGAUUUUCUAAAAUGGAAUAUUGAUGACCAGCAAAUUGAAUUGCCAGAACAUUGUAUUAAACUAUUUUGAUAGCGUGAAUUAUAAUAGGGUCGAAAGAUGUGAGUCAAGUAUGGCAAUCAAAUUUUAUGAACUUACGGUCAUGAAUUUAUUUCAUCUCGACUUUGUGUUAUGAUGGUAAAUAUAAAACAAAAGAAAAUUAAUUUAUUAUAAAAAUGACAAAACACAAUGUAACAUUAGAUUUUUUUAUUUGUCUUAUUAGUUAUUUAAUAUCUAAAUUGUAAUUUCUUCUUAAGUAAGAAUGAGUAAUUUGUUCAAUUGAUGGACUGUGAUUAUUUUUUUUAUCAAAGAAUAUCGCAUUCAAAUUGAAAAUUCCAGACUUUUGAUAUUAAACAAUAAAUAUUUCAUAAAUGAGCUAUUAACUAUACCAUACAUAAUCAAUCAGCAAUGCUUUAUAAAGUUUGCUUUGUAUAUUUAUAAAAAGAAAUAAGAAUAUUUGUAUAUUAUGCUUGGUGUAUGUAACGUAAUGUAUAGUUAAAACAGUUUUGUAACUGGUAAUGUACCUGUGUAUAUGUAAUGUUGUACUAUCCUAAUAUUAAGGCAAGUUUGACCCUCUAAUUGUACAAAAUUAGUGUUCAAAUCCACCAAAUCUUAUUUAAAAAUGCCAUUAUAUUGAAUGGAGAAAAAUCAAAGACGAUUCUUGCUGCCUUAUUAAUGUUAAAAAUCGGUGGAUUAUUGAAUAGAAUUGCAUUGUUUUAAUAUAUUGUUGUCUAGUCUAGGAGGGUCCAGCUUGCCUUAGUAUUCCAUUUGUUAUAUGAUAUGUUAUUCAAAUCUGUACAUAAAUGAAAUGAUUUUUCUUUUCCUUUAAUAACCCCAGUUUAUUGACAACAUGGUCACAAGUGGACGUCAAAUAAUAUAUGUAAUUAUAAAAGUAAAUUAGAUUAGACAAAAACAUUUAAUGUAUUCAUAUAUGUAUGGAUGCAGGUUUAUAUACAAUAUAUAUAUGUAAAGAUACAUAAUUUGACUUAUUUUUGGUUACAGUUUGAAUAUAUACAUGUAUUUGCCGAAGUGAGUGCCAUUGUGAUCAUGAUUUCAAUAACUUAUAUGAAAUGUAUAAUAUACAGCUAUGUAAAUAAACUCAUUUGAUGUAAAUAUUCUACUCAGUGUAAAUACCAUUCCUGCUCUGAAAUUUCUUUCAAGUAAUUAGACAACUGUGUGAUGUUUGGCUGAUUUCCAUUGCAUAUAUUUUAAAAUAAUCAAUGCUCAACAAAAGUGAGUUUUAGUGUAAUUUGUGUUCAAAAUUAAUGCCUCUGAUAUGAGAAUGAUCUGUUUCUUUUCUAUAGUAGCAAUCAGUAUGUGAAACAAUAACAUUUCUACAUGUAGUAUUCUUUGAUUUUAAAUAGGGCUCCAAAAGUUGGUUUUAAAUUGUAUAUUCCAGCCCUGGGAUUAAAGUAUACUAAUUACUACUAAUUUGUGAGUUAUGAGUCAUGCCACUACUUAUCUUAGACUGUUUCAUUAACAAGUGAUGCUUCAUUAACAAAUGAUUUUAAACUAGUACAAGAUAUUUCAAUCAACAGAAAACAUAUCCUAACUACUGUUGGUUACCAAAAAACAUUUUUCACACUUCUUCAAUGGAAGGUUUUUUGACAGCCUGGAAAUGUUUUAAUAUAGCUACUAAUAUAUAUGUAGUACACUUGUUAGACAAUCAAUUUCAUUACUAGGCAAGACACAGUGAUUUAUGCUCUCAAUAUUAAUUAAUGUAACUUAAUAUGGGCUUAGUAACACAAUUUUUCUAGCCCUUGACAAAGAACAUAAGAUAAGUUAUUUCUUUUCAUAUCAUCCGCAUGAUAAGAUAUUAUUUACAUUUUCAAAAUUUAGCCAGUUUUAUAAUGUAUUUUUAGAACAUUCAUUGUGUAUCAUUCUUCAUAAUUAUAGGAAAACUCUUUUCAACCAAAAGUGCUUGAUUUUUUUUUUGUUUAUGAAAGUUACAUAAUUUUCUUUUGUACUGUUUUAAAAACAGAGAAGAGGCUUUGGAACCUUGGAGCUCUUUGUCAAUGAUUUGACUUUUCAAUGGUAACUGGGUGUCUACACAUUAAUCGUAAGUGUGGGAGGACUGCACUACAUGUAAACAAAACCUACAAGACAAACCUGCAUACAUGACACACAAAUUGCAGACAUUGCAAGCAAUAAACAACAAGCGUGUAAAUCAAAUUACAAGCAAAAAUUAAGACAGAUAUUGCAUAAGUGUCUUAUAGGGUUUUUGAAGAAUGCAGUGACCAAAGUUUCCAUCUAAAUAUGCCAGUUCUUAAAUUUUCAAUUAUUAAACAAGUUGAGGGUUAUUUUGAAUAUGAUGUAUAAAAUUAGUUACAUUUAUGUUCUUGUUGAUAUUUUUUAUGCCUCCUCCAGAACGAUAAUGUGUAUGUGACAUAAUUUAAUCACUUGGAAAGAAACAAAUUACCCAGUUCUUGUUCACUUCCACAACUACGUGAAUGCUUGAUGUGUUUCAGAUAAAUAAAUGUUUUAAAGAUAAAAAAAAAAUUCAUUCCCCUAAUAUCUUGUGAUAUGCUAAAUGCAAAAAAGAAAAAAAAAUAUGUAAGGAAACUGUGGCUUAACCUUCCUUAACUAACUUUCCAAAAUCUGUUUUCAGUAAUUGCUCCUUAAUUCUGUAUCGUGUUGUCCCCACUUCUCUGUAAAAUCACUUUAGUUUCAAUUUAUGUAUAUUGUAUGUUGUUUAAAUUUGCUAUCAGGUGAACUUACUGGACAGAAUCUACUAAGUUCACUUAAAGCAGAAUUUCACAGACUGUUAAGCAAUGGCUUUUGUUGUGGUUUCAAUUUCAAUUGAAAUCUUUCUAGUCCUUUCUACUUAUGUUUAUAUUAGUGGUCUGCUCUUUUUUCAUUUGAAAAAGACUGAUUUAAUAUAAAGGCUCUUGAUUUAGAGAGAACAAAAUUCUCAUUAGGCAUAUUUUGAAUAUAAUUGUUUAAAAAUGUACAAAAUUGUUGACAUUUGGCGAGUAAGGAGGGUGAAUUAUUAUUAGUGCGUUUUGGAAUUAGUGCGUAAGUUAAUGAAAAUUAAAAUUUAUAAGUGCUGUGAAAUUCUGCAUUUUUGUAUAUUUACCAUGUGAUGAAUGAUGUAUGAGUUAUUGGUAUAUAUGCAUUUGUGACGCAGAAAUAAAAGAUUUUUGAAUCCAA
This is a messenger RNA of Patella vulgata (common limpet), 7681 nucleotides long. Its product is annotated as nuclear pore complex protein Nup153. The coding region runs from base 103 to 4491 and encodes 1462 amino acids. Gene Ontology annotation, cellular component: nuclear pore. Lineage: Eukaryota; Metazoa; Mollusca; Gastropoda; Patellidae. Gene Ontology annotation, molecular function: structural constituent of nuclear pore. The transcript is spliced from 26 exons. The record is from RefSeq and is a predicted model, not a curated record. Gene Ontology annotation, biological process: protein import into nucleus; RNA export from nucleus.